AAAAUUAUAAGCAAAGAAUUGAUCAAUGUUAUAAAGUUUGUUACAAUUCUUUUUUUUUUUAAUAUAAAAAUAAUAUUUUGUGAAUAUAAAAAUAUAAAAAUGAGAUUUUGUUAUAAAGUUUAAUUCUGUUCGUAUUAUAUUUCCAAAAGAUUUUCUUAGAUUUAAAAUGUUUCUUUACGCAUUUUAUUCGUUAAAACGAAAGAUUAUUACGAAAGAAAGAAAAUGAAUGAUCUAAAUGCUUUCAAAGUUCGUCGGACUAGAAAAGUAACGAUCGAACGAGACUAUGUGCUUUGAGGAAGCGUCACGCGAUCGACGUAGGUAACGAGGGCAAAAAACAGAACACGAGUUAAGACAUAAUAAUAAUAAUAAUAAAAAAACACAUAAAAAAUAAAAAAGAAAUAAAUAAUCAGAUAAUAGAUGUAGUUUUGGAAAAAAUCAUUAUUUCUCAAUGUAUCCUCCUGUAUGAUUGUGGUAAAUAAAAAGGAUUUUGUUAUCGGUUAGUUAGUCAUUGAAAUAAUCGCGUGAACGAAAAUACGAUAACAGGGUAAGGGAAAGUAAUUGGAAGGGAAACUGGGUCGUUGAACUUGGUUUAUGAAAUUGGGUAAGUUGUUGAUCGAUCUCACUCGUUGAUAACGAAUAAACUUAAACAGUAGAAAUUGAAAAUUACUAUGGAUUUCUAAGUAAUAAGUGAUUUUUUUCAUUUCUUGAUUGAAACGUUUUUGGUUUAAUUGUAGAUAUUUCAGCUUUUUUCGGUCUUAUUUUUUUUUUUUUUGCAAAUCGUUAAUAAAUACCAACAAGGUCUAUCCGAUUAAAAAUUGUUGCUUUAUAGUAUUAUUUGUUUGAGUUGCUUAAUAAAGUCGAAAAAAUAACGCAACUUUAUGAACGAUCUUUUAGAAAGAUUAAAAUAAAAGAAAAAGAAAAAGAGAAAAAAGAAGAAUCCAUAAAAUUUUUGAUAAAUUCAGGAGAUAUUAAGAUUGGGCUAUUAUGACCUUGUAAUAUGAUAAAUACGAGCAACGAACUCUUUUUCCUUACUUAGCAAAUAUCAUCAUCGUUGUCGUCGUUGUUGUAUCUAUAGUUACCAAGGAAAAACAUAGAAUGAAUGCACGUCGACGAAUCAACGACCAAUAAAGAGCCGGUCCCAUUUUUAUGCGUUCUCCAGUAGGUCCUUGAGCACCACGGACUAGGACCAAUGAGAAUCCUUGUUAGUGGCGCGCUACUUUCUUUCGAAGCUUCUCGAGGAUUUCGAUCGAACUAGUUCAGAGCUUUUACUCCUCAGAAUGUAAAUCGCUUUACUGUGCACCGGUUGCUUCGCACAGGACGCGGGAUUAUGACGCGUCGCUCGUAAAAAAAAAAAAAAAAAAAAAAAAAAAAAAAAAACCACUGAUUAUAUAUUUCCGUCGACUUCCUUUUUACAUUUAUAGUAAUAAGAUUAUUAUUAUAUAGAAUCAGAUAUUAUAAUAAAUUUAUUAUUAUAACAAAAAUAAUAUCAUGGAGUCCUGCGGUAUGAGCUUGAUUAAAUAUAUCCUCUUCGUCUUCAAUUUGAUCUUCGCUAUUUCUGGCAUUGGGAUCAUCGUAGCGGGAGCUCUCGUUCUCGGAGAUGUCGGCGAGUUUAGCCAUUUUAUGGAAGGAAGAAUAAUGGCACCUCCCAUCGUCCUCAUAGUCGCUGGUGUUAUUGUUUUUAUUAUUGCCUUCCUUGGUUGUUAUGGUGCAAUUAAGGAACAUUAUAGCAUGCUGAUCGCUUUCGCAGGUGCGCUCUUGAUCAUUUUUGUGAUCGAACUCGCGGUUGGAAUUGCAGCGGCAGUUUUCAAAAAUGAUUUCAGUAUGGCGAUGAAGGAUACGUUAAAGGAAUCGAUGAAGAAUUAUACUGACGCAGACAAAUUUGCCUGGGAUAAUGUGCAAAGCAAGUUGAUGUGCUGCGGAAUAGAUGGACCAAAUGAUUGGACCAUGAACAAUGCCUUCAUUGCGACUUUGCCACGUUCUUGCUGCAUGAAAAUGGAAACUCCUUGUGGAAUUGGAAGUCUAGAUGUUAAUAAGGAAGGUUGCUUCGAAAAAUUGAAAAUGCGUGUUCAAAAAGGAGCUACUAUAUUGAUCGGUGUAGGAAUCGGAAUUGCUUUUGUAGAGAUCGCUGGUAUAAUACUUGCUUGUUGCCUAGCUAUGGCCAUAAAAAGAGAGACUGCUAAAUGAAACGAGGUCGUUUAAUUUUUCAUACGAAUUUUCUUUUUUACAUUACUUAUGUUCAAUUUAUUCGAUUUACAUCUGAUUACAUCAGCUGGUCUUCAUAAGGAUAACAUAGGAAUAAGAAUUAAGACAGAAUCGCUUCCUCGUAUGAAAAAAUAAUUUAUAAUGAAAAAUAUACUUAAUCGAUUGAUCAAUAUUUGUUAUGGGUAAAAGUAAAAAUGAUAACAAAUAUUUCUUGCAUUUUGUUGUAUUUUUGUAACGUGUUUGUGAAAAUAUAUAGAGUGAUUCUUAAAUGUAUAUCAAUACUUCAGGGUUUAAAUUUAAUAUAAGAUAUAUAGGACAUAUGUUCAUAUAACUUUUUUUUACUUAUGUCAGUACGUAGAUUUAAUUCUUAAAGCAUUGACAUUCAUUUAUGAAUCACCCUUUAUAUACAUGCACUUAUUACAACGAAUACAUUUAGAUUAACUUGUGUGAACAUGUAUGCUAGAUGUUUUAGUAGUUAAUAGAUAAAUGUCAUGUACUGUUAUUGGAAAAAAAUUCACAUCGAUCAAUAAGUCUUUUAAUGUCUUUUUAAUAAAAGCACCUAUUUAAUGU
Messenger RNA from Vespa velutina, 2772 nucleotides. RefSeq names its product CD63 antigen-like. The record is from RefSeq and is a predicted model, not a curated record. Lineage: Eukaryota; Metazoa; Arthropoda; Insecta; Hymenoptera; Vespidae. The transcript is spliced from 5 exons. Gene Ontology annotation, cellular component: membrane. The coding region runs from base 1489 to 2184 and encodes 231 amino acids.